This is a messenger RNA of Pseudonaja textilis, 933 nucleotides long. NCBI's taxonomy places the organism in Eukaryota, Metazoa, Chordata, Lepidosauria, Squamata, Elapidae. The record is from RefSeq and is a predicted model, not a curated record.
GUUUAACAGACAAAGAGAUUUUGGCCCAAUCAAUUUUUUUUAUUUUUGGUGGCUAUGAGACCAUUGGUACCUCCCUCAGCUUCAUGUCUUAUUGUCUGGCCACGCACCCUGAUGCUCAAGAGAAAUUGUACCAAGAGAUCAACGACACUUUUCCCAAUAAGACCCCUCCCACCUAUGAUGCGCUCCAUCAAAUGGAAUAUCUAGAUAUGGUGGUGAAUGAAACUUUUCGUCUUUACCCUCCUGGGACACGACUUGAGAGGAUUUGCAAAAAGACAGUAGAAAUCCAUGGAAUCACCAUCCCAAAAGAGACCGUGGUUAUGAUUCCCGCUUAUGUCCUACAUCGGAUGCCCGAAUAUUGGCCCGAGCCCGAAGAGUACAGACCUGAAAGGUUUAGUAAAGAGAACAAAGAGAGCCUAGAUCCAUAUAUGUUCCUCCCUUUCGGAGCGGGUCCCAGGAACUGCAUCGCUAUGCGUUUCGCCCUCCUGGUGGUGAAAAUGGGUCUGGUGGUCGCGCUGCAAAGAUUUCGCUUUCAAACCUGCAAAGAAACACCCAUCCCCUUGGAGCUGGAUGACAAAGGGUUCCUCAAGACGAAGAAACCCAUCAUGUUGAAGUUGGUGCCGAGAGUCAUGAAACAUGGGGAGUAGACAUAUUGGAGGCUCUAAAGAAGCAGUGGUGUCUUCCUCCCUCCCUCCCUCCCUCCCUUCCUCCUUCCUCCCUUCCUCCUUCCUUCCUUCCUCCUUCCCUCCCUUCCUCCUUCCCUCCCUCCCUCUUUUCCCCCUCCACCUCCCUUCCUUCCUGUUGUGUUUUCGUGUCACCUAACAGCAGCCAUCUGAGUCUAUAGAAUUGAAUGCCCACUUAGAUAUUUUCUCAUCCUCUUUUCAAGGACAGUUGGGUGCUCCAGUUAAUCUUGGGAUCCCUCCUGUCUUUACUUUU